This is a messenger RNA of Wasmannia auropunctata (little fire ant), 1833 nucleotides long. Its product is annotated as caspase-1-like. The transcript has 3 exons. Gene Ontology annotation, biological process: apoptotic process; proteolysis. The record is from RefSeq and is a predicted model, not a curated record. The annotation marks the transcript as partial. Gene Ontology annotation, cellular component: cytoplasm. Lineage: Eukaryota; Metazoa; Arthropoda; Insecta; Hymenoptera; Formicidae.
AAUUCCUUUUACAGGAGCAACACAAUUCCUGCUCCCAAUCUGCUACAAUUGGCACCUACUGAACGUUAUGCCAAUUACUAUAAUAUGAAUCAUUCCAAACGUGGUCUAGCUCUCAUCUUCAACCAUGAAUUUUUCACCGUUCCACAUCUUAAAGCUCGUUGUGGUACAAAUGUUGAUUGUGAAAAUUUAAUUAUCACACUGAAAACACUUGGUUUCGAAGUAAAUGACUACCAUAAUUUGACUCACAAGGAUCUAGUAAAACAAUUAGAAAAAGCUUCAGAAAUGGAUCAUUCUGAACACGAUUGCUUGGUGGUAGCUGUAUUAAGUCAUGGCGAACUUGGACUGCUAUACGCUCAUGAUACUGCAUACAAAGCAGAUUCUCUAUGGCAUUAUUUCACUGCCGAUAGGUGCCAGAGUCUUGCUGGCAAACCUAAGCUAUUCUUCAUACAAGCUUGCCAGGGUGAUAAACUGGAUCCAGGCGUUAGUCUUAAAGAACGUACUGAAACGGAUGGACAUCCUUUCCCGACUUUUCGCAUUCCUACUCAAGCGGACUUUCUUAUUGCCUAUUCAACCAUUCCAGGUUAUUAUUCCUGGAGGAACACCAGCCGUGGAUCUUGGUUUAUGCAGGCAUUAUGCAGUGAGUUGAGCGCUAAUGGCACUCGUUACGAUAUAUUGACUCUACUGACAUUUGUAUGCCAACGCGUCGCUUUAGAUUUCGAGUCGAACACGCCCGAUAACAUAGCCAUGCAUCAGCAGAAACAAAUUCCAUGCAUUACCACUAUGCUGACGCGCUUAGUAAAAUUUCCACCAAAGAAUGGGAUUGUAUAGCCUGUAGGAUAAAGAAAAUCAUUGUAUCGCAUUUAUGUACCUAUUUAUGGUACAUGGGCCAUAUCGUUGUUAGCAAAAGGCUUGUUCUUUGUCUCUGUAUUGAACUACACUUAUAGAUGUCUAUACUAGAUCGCUAACUUGCUACUCAGAGGCCAAAAAGUUGUGUCAAAUUGGAAAUCCGAUUUUCAGCCAUUUAACCCAAGAAAGUGGUGGCGACAGUAUGUAUUAAUGCAUAGAUAUCUGUGAAUUUCAAUUAUAGACAAUGCUAAAAUACUGUUGCAUACAAAAGUGCAAAAAUAAUGUUUUAGUGCGUUAUACUAAAGCUUUUCCGCUCUCGCCAAACAUUCAAAUAUACAUCUAUUUCAUUUUAAGAACAAUCAGUGCAUACUAAUUCAGCUACAAAGAACAGACCUAAAGCUGCAAAUGGUGCAAGUAUCAAUUUUAUUCAUGCGCCACAAUUCGGUAAUAUGAUUAUCCUGUAUUAGAUACUAUACAUAGCAUUUUAUACUAUAUUUAAUAUCAUUUUAAAAUAAUUUUAUAAGCUGUUUAUGUCCCAGUGAGAGAAUUGCAUCUAUAUUAAUCACAACAAUAUGAAAUUUUUUUUUUAACAGCAACAGAUAUACAUGAAAGUAUUUUUUUUUCUCUUGCUCACGUUAUUGUUCCUCCUGUCUCUACCAGGAAAACAGACUGCCAAACUUUUCUUUUUUUACAUUUUCAGUUUUCAUUCAUACAUUUCUACAUGACAAAAAAACAUUAUAUUGUGUUGUGAUAAAAAUAGCAUUUCUUUUUUUAAUAUUUAGCAUAAUUAUUUACGAUAAGUAUCAAAGUAUAAAAUAUCUGAACAAAUUUACUUUAAAAAACUUCAGAAGUAGCUACUUUGUUUGUGACAUUCUGAUUUCAUUAAGAAUUAAGGUAUAUAUAAUUAAGAUAUUAUAAUAAGUACAAAUACAAAAGUUAUCGACUGCAAAAAAAUAAUGUCACAUAUAAUAUUCUCAAUCAUAUUUU